AUGUCUACCCCUCCCACAGCUGAAGAGUGCUCUCUUGCUACCCCUCCCACAGCUGCAGAGUGCUCUCUUGCUACCCCUCCCACAGCUGAAGAGUGCUCUCUUGCUAUCCCUCCCACAGCUGAAGAGUGCUUUCUUGCUACCCCUCCCACAGCUGCAGAGUGCUUUCUUGCUACCCCUGCCACAGCUGCAAACUGCUCUCUUGCUACCCCUGCCACAACUGCAGAGUGCUCAUUUGCUACCCCUGCCACAGUUGCAGAGUGCUUUCUUGCUACUCCUGCCACAGCUGCAGAGCGCUCUCUUGCUACCCCUCCCACAGCUGCAGAGUGCUCUCUUGCUACCCCUGUCACAGCUGCAAACUGCUCUCUUGCUACCCCUGCCACAACUGCAGAGUGCUCUUUUGCUACUCCUGCCACAGUUGUAGAGUGCUCUCUUGCUACCCCUCACACAGCUGCAGAGUGCUCUCUUGUUACCCCUGCCACAGCUCUACAGAUGCUUCAUAACGUGCGACAGCCUGCUAGACUGGAGUCCAUGUUUCUUCCUAUCGCCGGGCGCACCAAUGAGUCUCAAACAUGGUCUCCAGUUAUUUCAUUUUCCUCAUCCACCUAUAUCCCGCCCACACUGACAGCCACCUAUAUCCCGCCCACACUGACAGUCGCCUAUAUCCCGCCCACACUGACAGCCACCUAUAUCCCGCCCACACUGACAGCCACCUAUAUCCCGCCCACACUGGCAGCCAACCGUGUUCGUCCCACAGGGAGCCACCUAGGGUGUGUGACGGAGUUCGACGGGUUGGGCGGGGAGCUGGGCCACACUCUCAGGCCAGACCAUGAAGCUCAGAUCCAUAUGGAUGACGACGAACACUUCACAUUAGACUCUGACCACGGCACCAACCUUGUUAAGGUAGCCGUGCACGAGAUCGGCCACGUGCUGGGUCUGGAGCACGUGGUGAGGAACUACUCCAUUAUGUACCCAGUGUACGAGAAGGUCCUGCCUAACCAAGGUCUGGAGUUGGGCUGGGAGGACCGCAAGCUGGUACAGAGAGUGUAUGGUGCAUGCAUCGGUGCUUUCAACACACUCUUUGACUUCCUUAGGUGGCACCCCGACGGCUCCCUCACCUACAACACCUACUUCUUCAGGAAGGACCACUUCUGGAUGUAUGAGAACAAAUACAACCGAACGAGGUUUGGUGACCCUCUAUACAUCCAGCCUGAGUGGCAGGGCCUUCCCAACAACCUAGAUGGCUACGCACACGUCUGGACACGCACCAAAGAUACCCACCUCUUCUUCCAAGGCGCGAACUACUACUUGUACGACCCGCAGUUAAAGAGAGUAGCAGCUGGCUACCCUCGACGCAUCGCUCAGGACUUCCAUGGACCACCGACACCCAAGCGACCGAUGGGACGUACCAUCCCCAGUGAUAUCGACAGCGUCUACUUUGACAAACGAGAUGAAAAUCUCUACUUCUUUAAGGGAAAGAAGGUCAGUGGAUUAUCAGUUUAAGACUGUUCGUCAUGUACCGAAUAUUAUUAUUAUCGCAAAAAUUGCCCAACCCAGUGUGACUAGUUAGUAGUCCAAGUCCGACCCAAAUGUCGUCAUAAGCUUCACUCUCUCCUAUGUGCGGAUUAUUU
This is a messenger RNA of Cherax quadricarinatus, 1628 nucleotides long. The record is from RefSeq and is a predicted model, not a curated record. NCBI's taxonomy places the organism in Eukaryota, Metazoa, Arthropoda, Malacostraca, Decapoda, Parastacidae.